Messenger RNA from Bipolaris sorokiniana ND90Pr, 861 nucleotides. RefSeq lists its product as uncharacterized. Bases 1 to 861 code for a protein of 286 amino acids. The record is from RefSeq and is a predicted model, not a curated record. NCBI's taxonomy places the organism in Eukaryota, Fungi, Ascomycota, Dothideomycetes, Pleosporales, Pleosporaceae. The transcript has 5 exons. Gene Ontology annotation, biological process: protein phosphorylation. Gene Ontology annotation, molecular function: protein kinase activity; ATP binding.
AUGGCAGCAUUAAGGUCGUUCAACUUAGUUGGCUCAACUGGGCGCUCUUACAUAUUCAAAAAGCUGAUCCAGGAAAGACCACAUGUUGGUCGCGACAUACCUGAAAACAUCUUUUUGGGCUUCAAUAAGGAUAUCCGACCAAGGCUUCCUGACAUUCAUCGCGUACAACUGCCAGUAGAUACCAUACCAGAUCGACCCAUACUCGUAUGCGAAUACCUGGAUGAAGACCUCCUAAGGCUGGUUCGGGGUCAAGUAUCUGUGCGAGCUCGAAAAGAAAUCCUAAAAGCCAUCUUGCAAGGUAUUGCGGAUUUGCAUGACCGCGACAUUGUCCAUUUAGAUGUCGAGCCCGAUGACAUCUUGGUCAGCUACCAUAGGAUUGACCAGGAUAUCUUGGUCGAAAAGGUGCAGGUCUCUGAUCUUGAGAAUGCAGGUUAUCUCCCGCAGCCUAUGUGCGUUAGAGGAAUGUGGGCCAUGAACGAAAACUGGCGCAGCCCUGAAGCCAACUUUAAGGGAACUCUCAACAAGCCAACUGACCUGUUUUUAUUCGGGUUGGUGUGCAUCUACGCUGUCCUGGGGUGGGUUAUACUAGGCUGCGAUGACGAUUUCGAGUUACACAAAUCAAAAGGUGCAUCACCUCUCUCCAUCCGCCUGCAGCGUCAGGUCUCAUAUUUUGGGAACCAAGAAGGAUUGGAUGGUCUCGUGAAGCAUAUUGGCGAUGAGGAGAUCAAGCGCUGGACGGGUGUUGAUUCAACGUUCAAGGACUUAGUCCGAGGACUGAAUAAUCUGGACCCCUCACGGCGACUUACCGCUCGUCAGGCGUUGGAACACCCCUGGUUUGAAGGCAUUAAACUUGCUUUCUAG